Molecule: messenger RNA, 2403 nt
Organism: Necator americanus (New World hookworm)
Lineage: Eukaryota; Metazoa; Nematoda; Chromadorea; Rhabditida; Ancylostomatidae
Exons: 18
Coding region: 1-2403 (800 amino acids)
Source: RefSeq, a predicted model, not a curated record
AUGUUCAGUAUAAUCGGUUCAUAUCGGUCGACACUGUCCUGGUCUCCACUGCCAAUGAUGAGAGCGCAUCAUCGAGAAGUUCGUCAUUCUGGUAUCAAAAUCCCUCUUCCAACACCUUUCGCAGAAGCAGAUAAACGUAGUGAUUUUCUGUUUCAUCCAUUCGACAACGCCUGCAAAUUUGUAAUUCCUAACACUUACGCCAGUGACAUCACGCAGUGGCGAGUCGGCGAACGUUUACGCCAACUGAGAUGUCCAUACGAGGAUUUCGACUUUGCGACAAUGGAUAGCGAAGGUUACAUGUAUGUUCAUCCACAUUUCACGGAAUACCCUACUAUCACUAAUGACGUUAAAUGUAAGGUUGUUUUCUUGGAAGGCGGGCUUCGUUCUAAAAAUCAACACUACGACAAAUUCGAAGAAGUGGCAACGGUGGAGGCUCCUGAAAACAAGCGCUUCUUUGCAAAUGGUGACGUCUUCUAUAUUCGAUGUCUUCAGAAAAACAAGGUAGUCUUCCAAAAACCAUAUGCUGGAAUAAGGGACACCACAAGAGAAAAAUACAAGGUCUACAUUAAGGACGACACAGAGUCAUUUGAUAAUUUCGGAAGACAACGUAACACGCCAGGGAAUGCUCCGACACCCUCGAGAUACUCUAUAGACAUUUUGGCUUUCGACUCUACUUCACGAACGAUGUUCUUGAGGCACAUGCCUCGAACAGCAGAGAUCAUGAACAGGCUCGGCUAUGAGUUUCUGUAUGGUUACACUAAGGUUGGCGACAAUUCGAUGGUGAACCUUGAACCAAUUCUUGCUGGUGACAUACCGGAGGCGUUGAAUGAGUCAAAGUAUGAUAACUCAAGCGACAUAAGUCACGAAUGGAUUCUGCCGUCAACGAAAAAACUUGAUCCAACACUUCUACCAUUCUUGUGGAAAAUGAUGAGCGAAAAAUUCGGCUGUCGUACAAUGUUCAACGAUGACAUUGCCGACAAAAAUCGUGGAAUUUUUCACUAUCCACCAAACGAGUUCCAGGCAGGGUUCACGUCUCCUCCCACAGAUCACUACUACCGGGCUUACUAUCUUGCUGUAUACAAGGAUUGGGUUUACGGCAACUGCAAAGACGGUGAACAAAUCCAACGCGAAUUCGUUGACAUAUGGCGUCGAUUUGCGAAUGUUUACAAGGAUGUUUGUCACUUUGGAUUCACAUUUAUAACAAGUUUGACCCACGAAGCUGGUUUAACAAUCGAAACGAUUGACGAAUUUAUGAAGUCAAGCAUUGAAAACCUUUACCUGAAUGGUGCGCUAGAUAACACGGUCAGCAUCAUAAUGGGUGACCAUGGGAAUCGUAUCGGACUUGUUCAGUACUCCUACACCGGUAGAAUAGAGGAGCGAAUGCCGCUGAUGGCAAUACGAUUACCCACCAACUUCAAAUCCCUCUAUCCACGAGAAUAUUCAAAUUUUCUUGCCAAUAAGUGGAAGCUUACAAGUAAUUUUGAUGUGCAUCAAAUGUUGAAGGAUAUCUCGCUGAUGCAUCUUGGAGAUAAGAAAGAGGUCCUACCCGACCGAGGUCGUGGUAUCAGCCUUCUUGAUGAGAUCCCCUCCAACAGGACCUGUCACGAUGCUUACGUCGCGGAAAAUUUCUGUACUUGCUUAGUGGAUCGACAUGCUCAGACCAUGCCAAAAGAAAAAAAUCCUGAAAAGAAGAAAAACAUUGCAAAUGAGAAGUACAAGGAUGCUAUAGUUUCAUGGAUCAAAGAAAAUUCGCUCGAUUACUGCCUUGAUCACAGUAACAUAACUAUAAAUGGGACCGUGGAAAUAUUAGGGCUCAACAAUCUUGUAAGGCACGGAAUGCGUUCGAAGGAAAACGUCACUGAAGUCGAAUUAGUGCGAAAGAAAGAACCAAAAAUGGAUGCUCCUGAAAGCGAGUGCUUAUUUGCAAACGGUGAAGUCUUCAAUAUUCGAUGUCUUCAGAAGGACAAAAAUACAAGAUCCUCCGUGUUCAGCUCAAACCAGGAUUUCCUUAUAAUUGUGAUUCCCCGUCUUUCAGGCUCUGACGAAGGCGACGACGCCGAAACGUUAACCGUAAUAAAACCUUUGGCUUUCGACUCUACUUCACGAACGAUGUUCUUGAGGCCUCGAACAGCAGAGAUCAUGAACAGGCUCGGCUAUGAGUUUCUGUGUGGUUAUAUUAAGGUUGGCGACGAUUCUAUGGUGAAUCUCGAACCGGUUCUUGCUGGUGAUAUUCCUGAGGCAUUGAAUGAGUCAAUAUAUGAUAAUUCGAGCGACAUAAAUUGCGAAUGGAUUCUGCCAACAAACAAAAAUCUUGAAGCUACACCUUUGCCAUUCCUAUUGAAAACGAUGAAGGAAAGUGAGCGGUGUAUUUUUCGUGUUAACAAAAAGCUUGAAGUAGGGUAA